Molecule: messenger RNA, 3923 nt
Organism: Phymastichus coffea
Lineage: Eukaryota; Metazoa; Arthropoda; Insecta; Hymenoptera; Eulophidae
Product: cell division cycle and apoptosis regulator protein 1-like
Exons: 15
Coding region: 200-3757 (1185 amino acids)
Biological process (GO): regulation of DNA-templated transcription
Cellular component (GO): nucleus
Source: RefSeq, a predicted model, not a curated record
GUGUGUCACACGUUGUGCGUGUGUUGGCGGCUCGCUAAAGGGGAGCCUAACUAAAAGAAACAUGGCGCCGAAGUGAAGGACGCUGUGCGUGGUCGGGGACCUCAUAAAAAGCAUAAUAAUCAGAGCAGACCAUCAAAACUAGCUCGACGAAAGCGUGAAAACAGUAGUCCUCGCUAUUCUUCAGUGCGUCAUUAGUAAGAUGAGCAACAUAUCGCCCUUUGGCGGCGGCAAGAACCCGCCCUGGGUCCGCAAUGCAGGUCAAGGAAUUCAAAAUAUUCAGCAGCAAAUGCUGGGUCAAGCAAUGGGUGGUAUGGGUGGUCAACCAAUGGUUCAGUACCAACAACCAAACCAACAGGUUUAUCAACAAAGUCUUGGCUUGCAACAACCAAACAUAACUAUGGCAUCCAUGGCAACUCUGGGUUCUAAUUUGCCUUCUAGCAUCGCUGGACAGUUAUAUCCUCAGGUGGCCACUGUUUCGUAUCCAACACCGAGAGCUUUAAAUACCAAUGCUUUUACACAGUCAGUAGCUGGAGUUGCUCAACAAGUUCAGCAAAAUGUGCCUCCAUCAUCAACAAAACAAAGAGUCUUUACAGGUACAGUUACCAAAGUCCAUGACAAUUUUGGAUUUGUUGAUGAAGAUGUAUUUUUCCAAACAAGUGCAUGUGUCAAAGGUUCAAAUCCAGCAGUAGGUGAUCGUGUUUUGGUUGAAGCAUCCUAUAAUCCUUCAAUGCCAUUUAAAUGGAAUGCAACUAGAAUACAAGUGCUUCCCAUGGGAAACAAUAAUAGUAACACAUCAACGCAGCAAACUACUACCACUACUCGACCAGCACAGCCACCUAGAACUUCUGGAACAUACAACGCUGUUCCACCCCCCAACGAAAAUGCAAACAGCAGAUUUAGUGCAAACAACACAAAUGUACCUCCUGUAACAAAUCGCAAUAAGGCUGGAAGAGUCAGAGAAAGAUCUCGUGAUCGAAGAGAUGAAGAGGAAAUUGAAAGAAAAAGACGUAGGGAAGAAAGAAUAAGAGAAAGAGAAAAGAAAGAAGAGCGCAGUCCUUCACGGACAAGAAGAAGCAAAUCGCCAAGACCACGUAGGAGAACAAGAAUCGUUCCUAGAUAUAUGGUGCAAAUACCAAAGAUAGCUCUUGAUUUGCCAGAAGCAGAUGUAUUGGAAGUCAAGAGACGUUACCAAAACAUGUACAUUCCCAGCGACUUCUUUUCUACAAAUUUUAGAUGGGUGGACGCGUUUCCACCACACAUGCCAUUUACACUUAAUAAACCAUGUUCUUUCCAUGUGAUGAACAAAGAUGUUGAAUCCGUUACUGAGAAUGUAGCUGUGUUAGAACCUCCUGACGCGGAUUACCUAUUUUCAGCAAAGGUCAUGUUGAUUUCUAUGCCUGCCAUGGAAGAAAUUUACAAGCGUUGUUGUGGAGUAACCGAGGACCGUGAUAACGAUCGUGACUACAUACAUCCUACUCGUCUCAUUAACUUUUUGGUCGGAUUACGCGGUAAAAACGAGACAAUGGCUAUCGGAGGGCCUUGGAGUCCAUCACUAGAUGGGCUAAAUCCUGAUAAGGAUCCAUCUGUUCUCAUCAAGACUGCCAUCAGAACUUGCAAAGCCUUAACGGGGAUUGAUCUGUCCAACUGCACGCAAUGGUACCGCUUCCUGGAGCUCUACUACAGGCGUGCUGAGACGACCCACAAGUCCGGCCGUGUGGUACCCUCUCGCGUUGAAACCGUGAUACUAUUUCUCCCAGAUGUUUGGCGCUGCGUGCCCACAAGGCUCGAAUGGGACGGUCUUCAUCUUGGCUACAAAAAGCAACUGGAGCGUAAGCUGCUGCGACCCGACGAUGUCAAGGAGCUCGAAGCUCCUCCCGCUACUGCCGCGGCUGCUGCUUCUACGACCAUCAGCACAGCUUCUCCUGCCGCUGCCGCUGCUGCUACCGCUGCCGCUGCCGCUGCCACUGCUUCCGGAGAGAACGCGAGCGAUUCCAAUGCUGCCCAAGCUGCCGGAGUCGCUGAUCAAAAGGAUGAAACAAUACCAGAAAAGAAGGAUCCCACCCAUUAUUCUGAGUUGGACCCAAAGAAUAUGAAUGUGAACGACUUGCGUCAGGAAUUGGCUUCUCGUAGUAUAAGCUCAAAAGGCUUGAAAUCGCAACUGCAGGCGAGACUUGCUAAGGCUAUAAAGUCAGAACAAGCCAAAGAAGAAGGUAGACAGGACGACGUCGACGAAAAUGAUAAAGAGAGUACGCCGUCACCCAAAGAUGAACCGAAAGAAGAGAAGCGAUCUAUUAAAGAAAACAAGGAGUACGAUGAAGAUAAGAAAAAGCUUUACGAAAGAGAAAAGGCUGUACUAGAAAAGCGGUACAACCUUCCAGAAAAUCCACAAAUCAUUGUUCAUCCUUCUAAAACUGCCAAAAGUGGCAAAUUUGACUGUACUAUGAUGUCUUUGAGUGUUUUACUGGAUUAUCGUCCAGAAGAUACAAAAGAACAUUCAUUUGAAGUUUCUUUAUUCGCCGAACUUUUCAAUGAGAUGCUCAUGCGUGAUUUUGGUUUCCGAAUAUAUCGCGCCCUGUGUAGUUUGCCUGAAAAACCAAAAGAGAAAGAGGAUGAUAAGAAAAAGGAUCGUAAAGAGGAUAAAAGAAAAGAUGACGAUAGAAAGUCAAAGAAAGACGAUAAAAAAGAUGAAAAGAAAAGUGACACUAAAGACAAAAAAGAUGAUAAAGAUGCCAAAAGUAAAGAUGAGAAAGAUAAAGAUAAAAAUGAUGAUGAAGAUGAUGAUGACGAUGAUGACUCUGAGGAUGACGAUUCGGUAAAGGAGGGCAAGAAAGACAAGGAUAAAGAUGGCAAAAGAAAAAAAAUUAAAUUAUACACUCAUGAUCCUUAUCUCCUCCUAUCAUUUGUAUACUUUGAUCAAACACACUGCGGUUAUAUUUUUGACAAAGACAUCGAAGAAUUAAUUUAUACUCUUGGAUUGAACUUGUCUCGCGCACAAGUUCGAAAACUGGUUCAAAAAGUCGUUACAAGGGACUCUUUACAUUAUCGUAAGUUGACUGAUAGACUUAAAGAUGAAGAUAGUAAAGAUUCUAAAAAAGAAGACAGCGAAAAAAUCGAUGUAGCUUCCUCUAAAACUGAAAGCGAAGAAGAACUGUUAAAAUCUCUUGCCUUGGGAAACAAAAAGCUAUUACCAGUAUUUGUUGGAAGCGGACCAGCUUCCAAGAGAGCUCGUAGAGAAAAUUCUAGUGAAGAAAGUAAUAGUGAAUCUGUACCGGAAGGCUUUAUCAUAUACAAGGGAUCUUUAUUAGAUGUAGAAAAAUUAGUUAGCCAAUUAACAAGAUCAGAAAGCGCCCGUACAGACACUGAAACUAGAAUGAUGGAGAUACAGCAUGAGCUAACUGCUGUUAGUGAAAAAUCGACUAAACAAAGCAAUAUUAUCAAAGAUCUUUCAGACGACUUAAAAGUGUACAAAGAUAGACUGAGAAGUGCCGAUGAUAAAUUAAAGAAAGUAACGACUGAGUCGCAUUCGUACUUCACAUCUUUAAAAAGUAUAUAUCACAUAGCGUCUAAGUGUGUGCAGAGUGACAACAAGCGUGUCGAAAUUGUUGAAAUCCAAGACGAAAAAAAUACUGCUGAAAUAAACGGAGCACAAGUUGAGUGCAAAUCUAAAAGUGACAGCCGAUGGAGUGACAAUAAAGUCACAGUAAAAAAGGAGUCGAGCGAGUGCGAUAAGGACAAAAAGUGUGACAAUAAAGUAUAAUAUUGCAUUAUAAAAUAAUACUACUUUGGAGUUAUGUGUAAAAAUUAAUUUGAAUAAUAUUUUAAUCAACCUAGUUUUACAAUUCAAUAAUAUAAAAUGUAUUUAGCUUUUGUUUCAAUGUACAUAUAGUAAAAAAAUAUCAAAAAUUUACUUAAAAGUUUUUGUU